GUAUGUAAGUAUGUAUGUACAAUAUGUGUAUAUGUAUAUAUAUAUAAAAUACAAAUUGAGUAUUGUUGAGUAUUCAGUGCUACCAACGGAAAGAAACGCCUUGCAAAGUGUUAUUAUACGAAACGAAAUAUUUUAAUUAAAAAGUACAUAGAUAUGUGCAUAUGUAUAUACAUACAUACAUGAAUCAAUUAUAUAUUUACGUUAAUUAAAAAAACAUUAAUGAUUUGUUAAAGAAUGAAUUUUUUAUAAUCACUUAUAUUAUAUUCUUAAAUUUAAGCUGACAACACCUAACAUGAAUUUUUUAAAUUGCAAAUUUAUAAAUGACACAUUCUAAUAAACAUCUGGGUUAGAAAUUAACUGCGUAUAUAAUAGAAUAUUAAUAAACAUAAAUACUGACUGUUAGUAAUUCCGGAAAAGAGGUUAUUUUAGCACUUGUAAUACCCUAUUAUAUAGUUAUACUAAUAUUGUAGCAAGUUGAUAAGUAUUAUUUUACACUAAUUUAUUAACAAGAGUUCAUUAUUCAUCAAUGAUGGAUAUAAUAGUAACAAAUACAACUAAUAUUACUGUGAUUUGAAUACUAAUGGUGUUCCAUGUAACAAAACUAACUAUAUAUGAAAUUAAUUAGUGUAUUAUAAACAAAGGAUAUAAUCCAUAACCAUGUUUGGUACUUUGCGCAAUAAAUUUCAAACUGUACAAGAAGGUAUAUCAGCUAGUAUUCGAGGGUUAACAGUUGUUGAAAAUCCAAAACUUAAAAAAUCUGUCAAUAUAAGGAAUGUUAAUUAUGAUGCUGGAGCUGACAUCUUACACAGAUUUCAAUUACAAUGGAAUGAAUUGCACGAGCUUGCAGAAGAGAAUGCAGGGAAAGCACAAGAGGCUAAUAAUCUUAUAGGAACCAUUUAUGAAAGACUGGAAGAAGAAUGGAAAAAUAUUACAUGUUUAAAUAGUACAUUAGCUCAUAUUCCAAAAAUCAACAAUGCGAUACAAGAUCUCAUGGAUCAAAUAGGAACAUUACAAGAAAUGUUUGAGGAAGUAGAAGGUGCUAUAUAUAGAUUAGAAGAUUUGAAUGAAAUGUUGGACUUACAAAAUAGACAAUUGGAUCAUAGAUUUCAAUUAGCUUUAUAUAAGGAAAAGAAACUUGCAGAGUUAAAUAUUAUUAAAGCAAAAUUAGCCAAUGAGCAUAUUGAAAGAGUAUCACAAUAUGAGCUUAAACAACAGAAGAUGAUGAAAGAAAGAAGAGAGACAUUUGAAGAGGUCUUUAAAGAAGAACUUAAAGAAUAUAAAGAAACAGGAUCCAUAUCCAAGUUACCAGUCACACAACAAGGGCCUUCAUUGGAUGAAAUAGUUCUAGAUGUAGAUUCGGCUGUAUUCGAUAAAUUCUUAGAAAAUUAAUACUA
This is a messenger RNA of Osmia lignaria (orchard mason bee), 1394 nucleotides long. It is a transcript of the gene Dysb, whose product is annotated as dystrobrevin binding protein dysbindin. Lineage: Eukaryota; Metazoa; Arthropoda; Insecta; Hymenoptera; Megachilidae. The record is from RefSeq and is a predicted model, not a curated record. Gene Ontology annotation, cellular component: cytoplasm. Gene Ontology annotation, biological process: negative regulation of protein kinase activity.